Oldenlandia corymbosa var. corymbosa is the source of this 1434-nucleotide messenger RNA. The record is from the annotation of a GenBank genome assembly. Lineage: Eukaryota; Viridiplantae; Streptophyta; Magnoliopsida; Gentianales; Rubiaceae.
AUUCUUAACAACUUCACGAGCUAAUGCAUAGGGCUAUAAAUAAGGCCACAAAAUGUUCAAGCUGAUCAAGUUAUCAAUCAUAUAGUCAGUCCAGAAAUAUAGAUCAUUACUUGUACCCUCUCCUCUAGAAUCUAGAUCACUCCUCUCGGAGCUCCAUGGCACAGCCUAAUUACCCACCCGUGGACCAACCACCUUACCCACCCUACCCACCAACCACCGGACCGCCACAGCUAUUUUACCCUCCGCCACCGGUAGUACCCACACCGUAUCCUGACCCGGCUUCCACAAAGCAGGAACCAAGUGGCAGUCAACAUGGUUAUGCAACUGCAUAUGCAUAUCCCUCGCCCGCAGCACCCCCCGUUUACCCACCCACACCCAUCCCGGCAGUAAGUCCAACUCAAUCGGGCGUAGCUACACCUAUUCCGGUGGUGGGGCCUCAGUAUUGUCUUCCUCGUCCGGUGGAUUUGAUCAUUGUCAGAAAACUCAUGACUCUUACUGAUGAUUUUAUGGUAACGGAUGUUGCCAAGAAUACCAUGUUCAAAGUCAAAGGAAAAUUCUUUAGCCUUCAUGACAAGCGGGUUCUCUUGGAUGCGGCUGGAAGACCUGUCAUUACUCUUAGCCAUAAGGUAUUUACGGCACACAGCAGAUGGCAAGUGUUUAGGGGGGAAAGCUCACACCCUGCAGAUUUAUUAUUCACUGCAAAAACCUCAUCUAUGAUCCAACUGAAAACCAAGUUAAAUGUGUACUUAGCCAACAGGAAGUCAGAGGACUUUUGUGACUUUAAGGUCCACGGAAGCUGGACCGACCGAUCUUGCGUCGUUUAUGUCGGAGAAUCCUCCACCAUUGCUGCUCAGGUAAGAACACGGCCACACGCGCAUAUCAUAUGAGUAUAGAGUUAAUAAUAAAAUCAUACAGUAUAAACACUGUACAAAAAUGACUCGAAAAUAUUUGGAAAUAAAGGUUUUUUUUUGUGGGUUUCAUGGUUUUAUUAAGCGUGCGAGAAUCACAAGACAGAUUAUUUUUUCCAGCGUUUAUCUUUUUUUUUUCCCGGUUAUUAGUUAUUAUUAUUAUUAUUAUUUUUAACUAUUGAUUAAGUUUGAGGAGUUUGGAAUAAAAAUUGGUGAUUGCAGAUGUACAAGAAAGACACAGCCGAAAGUUUCUUCCUAGGAAAAGACACAUUUAUGGUCACUGUGUAUCCAAACGUUGACUACGCGUUGGUGGUGGCUCUUAUUCUCAUCCUUGACGCCAUCAGCACUUCGGAUGAUAACUAAUUGAAUGGGCUGCCUCUUAGGCCAAUGAUUUCAUCCCUACUGUGUAUUUCUCUCAAUGUAUGAAUAUUUUAAUUUGUACGAAUGUUACCUUUCAAAAAAAUUAAAAAGAAAAACAAUUGUAUGUGCAUAUUAUAAUUGUAAGUUCUUUUUUUUUUUUUUUUUU